GCUGCCAACGACAUGCACGUAUAUAAAGACUGUGAUGUCAAAGCAGACACAUUAUACGAAUUCAGUUUCAAUAUACGAGAACAGGAGGCCGACCGACCAAGCCGGGAGUAAAUUCAAACCAACACAAAUUGGAUUUGACAGAAUUUAGGAGCCAUUGGAAAAAUCAUAUGUUUACCCCAAAGACAGUUAACGAGACCUGGAGCGAUGGGAAAGAUGUUUGAAUGCUUUAAAGCCAACAUUAUGGGAUGUAUACCAUCUCGACAAAGAUCGUCAGAGGGUUCUGUGACAGAAGAUCCAUCAGAAACACGUACAGGAGGCUCGUCAGAGGACUCCAAGAAAAAUGCUAAGCCCAAUCUAACUCCUACGGUUCAAAUGGUCAACGACGAGACCCUUAGGUUACUACAGGAGAUUGGCGAACUCAAAGUAUUCAACACAGCGAACACGGACUGUAAGAAAAAUUUAGUUGUACAUCAUGAUAUUAUGUUGGCUCUAGAAAAUCCAAAAUCCUUUGGAAACGCUGCGAACUCACCGGCCGAACCAGCUACGGCCAAUGUGAAAUAACAAAGCCAUUUGGUCUGUCGAUUUUCAGUUUGGAAACCCUUUCAACGUUGUACAUUUCGAAAAGUGCAGCCGAAAAUUCAUGCCGAAGAGAUGGACAACUAUAUCAACUGCUAUUUUCGAGCGCUCAGUUAAGCCAAACGCUUGACUCCUUCUCGAAUCGAUAUUUCCCGAAGCUGGUUGGAGUGAGAUGAAUCGAAUGGACCGAACGUAGGUCCGACUGCCAAAGAUUGAUUCCCGAAAAGAGGCCUAGACUGUCCUGAUGGUUGGAGAAGAUAUUGUUUUAUUUCUCCGCGGUUCGAUCAAGGUUUUGCGGCCUUGUAAUGGCGACCAAACAAAUUCAUCCGUGUAAAUGCAUUCGUGAGCCAUCUAUCAAGUGAUCACUGUACAUUUAGCGGUCGAACACGACUAAAUACUGAAUGGCAUAUGAUAAAUUAGACCAAAGUAAAUAAGCAGAAAAUGCUGGGAAAAAUAGGAGAGAGAAUAUGAAGGUUUAUUGUUGAAGGUGUGUGGGAAUCGACGGCUUAAAUCCUAAAGCUACGGGAAUGAAGUUGACGUAAAUGAAUUGGCAAGCUGACUGACUGUGAAACGAGUACUUUAUUAUUUGACCAUGUUCGUGUGGUUUAAUAGUACGAUAUAUUGACGACCACAUCGCUGUUAAGCAAUGAGAGAGAAAAGGACAGCGAAAUUAAUCGAAUAAAUCAAGAGGAAAAAUAUCCAGAAGUAUGACUGGGCGACUUGAGCAAGAUGUAAAUAAGGCUUAUGAUGCAUUCAUAAAUAUUCAAAUGUCAUGUAUGUUGUGGUGGCCACACGCUCUUUACAUAUGUAGCUUUACCAGCCUUCACACCAACAUUGAAAGCGAAAAAAACCACUUUGAGCCGAUAAAAUAUCGAAGGGAAUAGCUAUACUAUCGUGGCUUCUCCUGAGGACUGGGAGUGUAGAUAGAUGAAAAGAAUUCUGUCUAUAUUAAAUUUCUCGAGCGAAGCACAUUAAUAUCGUCCGUCCAAUCCAUCGAGUAUCUAUCUACCUUCAUUUCACCAACAUGGUAUUUUUCUUUUUAGUUUCAUGCUCUAUACGAAGCAGAAAGAAGAUAGAAUGAAGGCAAAUUUGGGUUUAUAACGGCAGUGUAAAUUUUUGGGGAGAAAUGCUUUUUCAGCAUUUCGUGUUUCUCGAGAAAAUUAGAGUCAAAAUGAUGAAUGACGUCAUCAGAGCAGAACAAUAAUUUGCAUCGCUAAAGGUUAACUGGUAGAAGAUAUUGAAAAACAUUUACCUCUUGGCUACAAAAUUUAUAACUCUAUUUAUAUACCAUAAAGAAAUAAUGGCAAAAGACCCAAAUUAUUCUGUAUAUAGUAAGUAUAGCACGCGUAGCAACCAUAGCAUUAAAAGGCAUACUAAUAUAGUAUAGAAUAUAAAUAUUAUAUAUAUAUAUAUAUGUAGUACUAGUUAGAUAUAUGCACGUCUAGUCUACCGACUAUUCCAAGUACUAAUAUUAGUCCUAGGUCUAAUAAUUCCUAUGAUUUAUCCAAUGCAUAAUGAAAUAAAAUCGACUAUUUAUUUAUCA
This is a messenger RNA of Actinia tenebrosa (Australian red waratah sea anemone), 2119 nucleotides long. RefSeq lists its product as uncharacterized. The record is from RefSeq and is a predicted model, not a curated record. Lineage: Eukaryota; Metazoa; Cnidaria; Anthozoa; Actiniaria; Actiniidae.